Molecule: messenger RNA, 5194 nt
Organism: Poecilia latipinna (sailfin molly)
Lineage: Eukaryota; Metazoa; Chordata; Actinopteri; Cyprinodontiformes; Poeciliidae
Product: E3 ubiquitin-protein ligase DTX1-like
Exons: 12
Coding region: 668-2956 (762 amino acids)
Biological process (GO): protein ubiquitination; Notch signaling pathway
Molecular function (GO): zinc ion binding
Source: RefSeq, a predicted model, not a curated record
CUCAUUUGCUGCUUUAAGACUCUUCUAAUGUGAUUUUUUUUUAAAGGCUGAUUAGUUCGGUUCAUCCAGCGGAGAACAAAGGCUCGGUUUUGGUUGCAUGUGUCAGGUUGUGUCCCGGGGAUCCAGACCGGUUGAACCAGUUUUUCCUCUCCAGGUUGGGGAGUCGUUGGAAGAAGCCACCGCUUUUCGGAUUGCUAAGUCCCAGACACGUCGGUAAUAAAAGAGGAAUUGAAAGAAAAUUUAAACACAGAGGUGUUCGUGGGGGUUUUAUGCCCUUUCUGAGUAAUCCCGCGGCGUGGGGGAACCACAGCACGGAGGCGGUACAUCACUGACGACAGCGCGGAGAUUUCUGCCCCUCUAAAGGCCUCAAAAAACGGGCUGAGAACCAACCGACUCUCCGGAGCUGCUGUUAGCCCGUUUGGAAGGAAAAACAUCGGCCGGAAAGAAGCCGACCUCAGGGCCAAUAUCCACUUUUUCGUGCCUGCUCAAGUCCCGGGUGUUUUAUCCACGCAUUACGGUGGUAUAACAGGGGGAGGACCGUGAUUUGCUUCGCCCAGCUGCCAUGAGAGAAGCCCGGAGCUCUGUGGAAGAAUGUGCCGCCUCCUCCCGGUGUUAGCUCCUCCGCGGCUCCAUGUAAGACUCCACGCCUGGGGCCACCAGUAACAACAUGCUCCUGGCCUCCGCUGUGGUGGUGUGGGAAUGGCUCAACGAGCACGGCCGGUGGCGGCCCUACAGCCCCGCCGUCUCCCACCAGAUCGAGGCGGCCAUCCGGAGCAGCGACCCCCGCGGAGGGAGCGUGGUCCUCGGCCAGGUCGACAGCCGGCUCUCGCCGUACAUCAUCGACCUCCAGUCCAUGCACCAGUUCAGACAAGACACAGGAACCAUCCGUCCGGUCCGGAGGACCUUCUACGACCCGGUCUCCGCCCCGGGUCAGGGCUGGCAGUGGGAGUGGGAGAACGACGCGGGAACAUGGACGCCGUACGACAUGGAGGUGGCCAUCGCCAUCGAAAGCGCCCACAGCCGCCAGCAGACCUGCCUGGACCUGACGCCGCUCGGCUUCUGCUACCUCAUCGACUUUAAGAACAUGACACAGGUCAGCAUACAGGAAGUGUUGCUAGGCUACAGAACGCAGGUGAACCGGCAGAGCCAGCGGUGCCGGCGGAUCCAGAGGCGCGCCGACCUGGCCUACCCGCUGGUGUCCGGCCCGCUGCCCGUCCCCAAAGGAGGCGCGGUGGGAGGAGGGGGGGGCCUGACGGGGGCCCUGCUGGGCGUCGGGGUGUCAGGGGCCAGCAUGGGGGUGGGAGGCCCCGUCACCUCUAAUGGCGGCCUGCCGGUUCUGGGUCUGGGCCAGCCGUGUUCCUGCCAGCAGUGCAUGCUGGUCCUGAGCGUGAAGACCGGUGCAGGAGGCCCUGGAGGACCAGGAGGCGGCGCAGCGGCCAUCCAGACUCUGAACAGGCGCGCUCUAACCAUGCAGCGCCCCAAGAUCUCCGCCCCCCCCACUGCGCGCCCCCUCAGCCCGUCUAAGUCGGCCACCCUGGGGCGGGGCCUGCAGCAGAGCCCCGCCUACUACCAGACGCUGCCGCACGGCCUGGCCAUCACCAAGAACACGGCGUCGCCACGGAGGAACGCCCAGCUGUUCGCCCAGUCGCUGGCCGCCCUCACCGCCGGCGCCUCCUCCAUGGGUCUCUCAGCAUCUUCCAGCAGGCCGCCGCCACCGGCACUGCCGCCGCCGCAGCCACCCACCUCCAACCAGAACCCGCCCUCCAUUCCGCCCAAGCUCUCCUCCUCCUCUUCCUCAGCCACAGAACCGGUACCGACUGCCACGCUGAUAACCCCCGCCAGCGCCGUCACCACACCCCCCUCCCCGGUGCCGUCUCCGUCGCCCGUGGUGAUGAAGCCGCAACGCACGCCAUCGUCGACGUCGGCGUGCCACGCCCCCUUACCGCAGCGGUCCAGCUUGGCCGGGCUGAGCAGGCCGGCGCUGCAGAGGAUCGCCAUGGCGCAGUCCAGAGCGCUUAUAGCCUCAGGCGUUCCCACCGUCCCGGUGAAGAACCUGAACGGGUCCAGCCCGGUCCACCCCGCGCUGGCCGGGAUCACCGGGAUCCUGAUGAGCGCCGCGGCGCUGCCCGUGUGCCUGACCCGGCCGCCCAAGCUGGUGCUGCACCCCCCACCCAUCAGCAAGAGCGACAUCAAGCCGGUACCGGGCUUCAACCACUCCUGCAGGAAGACCACCAAGAAGCAGGUCCGCAAAGGUAAAACUCCAGAGGAGGUUGUGAAGAAAUACCUGCAGAAAGUAAAAAGUCCUCCAGAGGAGGACUGCACCAUCUGCAUGGAGCCACUUGGGGGCCCGUCCGGGUACAAAGGUCCGGGCGUUGGACCCGUCUCCAAGGCAGAGUCGGUGGGUCGCCUCACCCAGUGCGGACACCAGUACCACUUCCAGUGUCUGGUGGCGAUGUACAACAAUGGCAACAAGGACGGCAGCCUCCAGUGUCCCACCUGUAAGACCAUCUACGGCGUGAAGACUGGCAACCAGCCAGCCGGGAAGAUGGAGUACCACGUCAUCCCCCACUCCUUACCGGGUCACCCCGACUGCAAGAGCAUCCGCAUCAUCUACAACAUACCGCCAGGGAUUCAGGGACCAGAGCACCCGAACCCGGGGAAGCCCUUCACUGCCAGAGGCUUCCCGCGACACUGCUACCUCCCAGACAGCGAGAAGGGGCGCAAGGUUCUGAGGCUGCUGCUGGUGGCGUGGGACCGCCGGCUGAUCUUCUCCGUCGGAACGUCCAGCACCACGGGAGAAUCCGACACCGUCAUCUGGAACGAGGUCCACCACAAGACUGAGUUCGGGUCCAACCUGACGGGCCACGGAUUCCCCGACCCGGGUCACCUGGACAACGUGUUGGAGGAGCUCCGAGCUCAGGGCAUCACAGAGGAAGAUGCACUGGUAGAGAAGUGAGAGAGGAAGAGGAGGAAGACUCUCUGCCAGCACUUAGGAGGAGAUGAGGAGGACAGCGACCGAGUUCUUCAGACUAUGACGCUGGCUUAGCCUUUCAAUGCAAGUUUCUCCAAAUUUUUUAAACCAGCGCAUCAAACGAGUAGUUGAGGGGAGGAAGAGGAGGAGAAAGAGAAGGAAGACGAAGCUUGUGGGUCUAGGUACUAAACAAGAGUGAGAAUGAAUGGGUACUAACAUCUAGAACAGGAACAAGUUAACUUUACUGAAUGAACGAAUAAAAAGUUGGUAAAAUGCAGCAAAAACUGGAAGGAAGAAGACGGAGGAAGAAGAGGAGAGAGGGAGGAAGAGGAGGGAAGGUUGAGGAGGAGGAAGAGAGAGAAGGUGUAUGAAUGUAGUUUAGGAUAGCAGUAGAGUGAAAUAACUUGUGUGGUACGUUCAGGUGCUAGAGGGACCAACAGAUGGGCUGGCUUUGUUAAGCUGUGGUGAGGUGGCGCCCCCUGGUGGGCAGCUGGAGCAAAGCGGUCCUCACCGUUUCCUCAUCACUUCAUUCUUCGCUUUGAGUCAGAUCCUGCAGCGCCAUGUUCAUGAUUGUUCUGUGAAGAUCCGGAAGAACCGAGCCUCCGGGUCGCAACUGCGUUUAUGUUUUUAUUGUUCUUAGUCAUAUCAGUCGGUACCGGCGUUCGCUGUUUUGUCCUGACUGUCAUUGAAUGCUUCGUCCUGUUGAGGUGAACUCAACCAAACCUGGCGGUGCGUUCACUGCCAGGUUAGGAGGUUCCAAAUGGUUCUGUUAGCAUUCAAUGUCAGAACUUUACUCAUGUUUGAUUGUUUACUACAGAAAUUUAAAGUAUAUUUUCAUCCAGUAGCUGCUUUUCUCCAUUACAAAAAGUAAACUAAAGAUGUUCUGACAUUUUUCUAUAGAUUAUGACCUUAUUUGGCAACUGAACAAGUGUGAAGCUUUUAAUUUUAUCUUUUUUGGUGAAGAUAAAAUAUUUACCUGUUCAUCAGAGUAAAGAUCAAAAAUGGUACGAUAGAAAUUCAGACUCUUUUCCUCUGAGGUACAUUGAACGCAGCUUUGUAUCAACAGAUAGUGUACUGCUUCUGAUUGGCUGCCAUGUUUUAAGCUCGACCAAUGAGAACACUUGUAGAUGCACUUUUUAUCCCAGCUGUUGGAACCUGUGAGGUUCUGUUAAUGACCAGGUCAGAAGAAUCCGGGUUAUAUUUGGGUAUCACCAUCAUCAUCAUCAUCAUCUUCUACCUGAUGCUGGUUGUCCUAAUGAUGGUACUCCCUCCACUCUUAACGUCUUUAUUACAUUUUUUAGCUACAUAUUUGCUUUUAGUAGCAUUUUAUUGACACUAUUAUAGAAUAAAUUGCCUUUUUUCUUAUUUUGUACAUUUAUCUUGUAUUAAUUAUCCUGUUUUUUAUGUUACCUUUUGUUUACGAAGACAGUAUUAUUAAAUACGCCGUCUUUUGUUGUUCUCUGUACAGAAAUGAAGCUGAUUUGCAUCUUUUCUUUGGAAAAGGAAUUUCAUGGUAGACUUUUAUCUGAGUGUGACUUGUAAUACAUUUUUCUAACUGAAAGCUGCAGCUGUGUAUUCAUGCUGUCAGUGUCUGUCAUGAUGCUGGAAGCAUUUAAACUUGGUCUUAAAAACUUUUCCAGAAUCACCUCCAUUUGUCAUAAAUGUUUUCCUGUUCUUUGGCUCAGACAACACGACGUUUCCUUCUGAGCGUGUGCAGCGUGAGGCCAGAUGGGAUUCAUACGGAAGAAGAUUACAGCCUCUGGAAAAACACAUAAUUUACUUUUUUUCUCAGAAGUCCAACUAUAAACUCAGAAUUCUGUUUAAUUUAGACUUUAAACUUGUCUUUAAUUUUAGGAUUCUUAUUGUAAUCUCAGAAUUUGGGGAAAACAUUCUCAGCAUUCUGGGGUGAAUUUCAUAAUUGUGUUUUUAUUUUUCAGUGGCCCUAAUCUUCUUCUGUAACUUCACGGUGUGAUUUACUUUUUAAUUUGUUUAAACCACCAUCAUGCCUCAUCCCCACUGAACUCUCCUCACCAGUAAAUGUGUGGAUUACUAUCGGCCCACCGGUGGCAUCUUGUAGUGGAAGGAGAGACGUGAUCAUGGGUGCUGAUUUGAAAGCAUGAAAACAUGUUAAACAACAAAAAAAAGUGUAAAUAUGGCAUAAAUAAUUGCUGGAGUAUGAAUGAUUAAUACAAUAAGAAAAAUAAAGAAUGAAUGAAAUUUAAA